AUGAUGGAGAAUAGGACUUCAGGCAUACAAGUAAACGCAGAUAAGACAAAUCUCUCUAUGGAAAAAUCCAACAGCCCAGUCUAUGGCAGCCGAGAACUGAUUGGUUCAGAUGAUGGCUCCAGUGUUGAAGAUACAGAUUUUAACUGGGAUGAGUAUCUAGAAGAAACAGCAUCAAGUGCUGCACCACACACUUCUUUCAGACAUGUGGAAAUUAGUCUUCAGAGCAGCUUCCAACCAGGAAUGAAACUGGAAGUGGCCAAUAAGAAUAGUCCAGAUACAUACUGGGUUGCAACUAUAAUUACAACA
Molecule: messenger RNA, 306 nt
Organism: Staurois parvus
Lineage: Eukaryota; Metazoa; Chordata; Amphibia; Anura; Ranidae
Source: the annotation of a GenBank genome assembly